AAUCGCAAGGACGUUUAAUGUGCUUUUAAUCUUAUUAGAUAUUGGAUUGUAAAAGUGGGUUUUUAAGUUUUGUUUUAUAAUACUAGUAGUGUAUUGUGUUUGAAAUAUGAAAAAGCUUUGAAGAAACUUACCAGACCCGAACGGUCACGCUUUACAAGCCACCCUAACAUGGUCUGAGGAAUAUAGCAAACAGGUUAUAAACACAGGGAAACCUGCACGCCAAAAUGGAGUCACCUAAGAUAGUUUACAAAUAUUAUUCAAACCCAGCAUUCUGUUCACAAAGCGAAGUGGUUUUCGCUCAAAAAUCAUGUAUGACACGUGUAAUAUCCCCAAACCGACGAAUGCCACCAUUAGGAGCCAACUCACCACGAAAAGUCGAGAUCGGGAACAGAAUAAUGCGGACAGAUAUAUCUGAUAAUCCAUUACGGAUAUCACCUGCAAGUAGGUUUCGUGAAGAGCCACCCGAGUUGCCACCAAAGCCUCCGAAAUAUCAAAGAAACUUCCAAAGACAAGCCUCGCUAAUGUGCAAACCAAGCCGCGCUAUUGUAAGAUGUCGAACCCGCAGCGAAGAUCUAGAAAUGGCGCAAUUUAAACAAAAACAACAGUCUAAAUACGACAGAAAUGUAGAAAGUGAUGAUGGACUUGAAGAAAGUUCCUUGAAACAUAGAUACGAGGUAAUACACGAUCUUGAAGACGUAAUUGACUAUUCGCCAACUAAAAAGAGGAUAAUUGAAGCAGAUGAGAGUGAAGUAGAAGAGUACAACGUUGAUGGACCAGAUGAUCAUGAGAUGAAAGAGAUUCCUACUGAAAUAGUAAAGACAGUGAAUGGCAAGACACACAGAUACGCAAUAGUACCAGCCGAUGAUGUUUGCAGCAAUGUAACCUUCUCGCCAAGUAUGCCAAAGAAGAAUUUAAUAGCCACACAAAAGCUCCACGAACUAUUGUCAACACCAAGGAAACUAAAAAGUUAUGCAAGUCAGCCAUCAGUUCGAAUCACACCGAAUAAGUCACAUAGUCCAAGAUACCCAGAAACUCCCGUGAAAAUGGCGUCUAGUACUCCAACUCAGGGUAUCACUCCGUCGAAGUCUUGCGCUAACUUGACAAUGAGAAGUGCUACAUCUCCGAUCUCGCCAAAAGCGCAACAGCGACUUAAUUAUGGCUUGCCGGACUUGGAACGAAAUGAUGUGUUUGUGACUAGUUUUCGUGACAGGAGCAAGGAACGCAGUUUCGAUGUUCCGAAGAGGGAGUUGAGGAACGAAAGGAGGAUUGAAAACCUGAAGGAUAAAACAACAGCUGUUAUUAUGCCUCGGGUAGCUGCCCAAUCUCCGUCCGUGUACUCCGAGGAAACCUACAAGUCAUUUACGAGUCUGAAAUCGAUGAGUGCAGCCACUGCUUCAUUGACCAUUGCUGCAUUGAUGCUGACACUAUGUGGCGGUCUCACAACAGGGCUGAGCUUCUAUAUGAUGUAUAGCGUCGGUCGGAGAUAUUACUUAGACUUCGGCGUUCUGUCCGGGUUUACUUGCUUCUUACUGGGCAUGUUGGGUCUUCGGACGAGAAGGAACCAGCUACUACCAAACAGGAAUUAUAUAUCAGGCUACAUAGUCUUGUCGACAUUUUCGCUGCUGAGCGGCUUUGGUCUACUAUUGUUGCUGUCGGUACAACCAAAGCCAGGGACUCCGCUCAAUGAUAUCACAUCGGGUGCAGUCUGCAGCAUCAGCGUUCUCUCACUAUGCCUCGCUACCGUUGGAAUCCUGGCGUCCUACUGCUGUGCGAGAGAUCCGCCAGACAACAGGGUUGGCACUGCCAGAUGGUAUGGACCAUAGAGUACUUAUAUAAUUGUAGAGAAUCCGAAACGGAGGCGACCAAACCACACUAUGGAUUUUUUUAUGAAAGAGGAGGACAAACGGGCAUACUGAAAGGAUGGUCACCUGAUGGUUAAAUUGUAAAUUAGGCCUUUCCACAUACAAAGAACAACGAAAUAUAUCCUUCACUUCUGACACUACUCUCUGACAGCGCCAAAUUGCUUACUGAAGCUAUUAGGCUCAGUAAGUGCGUCCAGUCGUUUACUUCAUCUAAGUUUGUAAGUCAUUAGUUGAAUAGAGAAAUUAUAAUGACGGGAUUGUGUAAAAUCAAAAUGGUUUCAUCAUUUAGGUACGUAAGCUUAGAUAUUAUUUUAAAAAUUAUUGUAUUGAAAAAAGUACCUUAUAUAAUUUAUAUAAUUAUCACUUGUAUAAUUUUUAAAACUGUCGCCGGAUUGAAUUUGAUUUUAUAAUAGUAGUUUAUGUGACUGCAUAAUAAAGGGCAUUAAACGCAAAUUUGGGUUUCAUAAUAACAUCACUCAAGUAUUUUAAUGGUUAAUUAUGUACAGUUACAUAUAUUAUUUUAUUUACCCACUUAACAUAAGCCGCUAUGAUGCAUUCAGGAGCCGCGCCGCUUAAUAUCAUGACCACCAACAAAGAGAAUUUAAACACUACGUUCCACCAAAAAUUUUAAGCGGUAAUUAGGUUAAUGAUAAGUUUUCUGGCAGCUGUCAUAGUUUUUUUUAAUUCAGAGAGAAACUAGAGUCGGCCCCAACUAUCAUCACGUUCGUUAACUUAUAUACAUUUGUCAAUAUCCUCUACAAAUUGACAUUUCAUUUCUUAUUACGUGAUCUCGACUGUUUUUAGAAUAGAGGUCAGAUGAAAUUUCUUUGUUUUUCAGAGAUGUUUGAAAUUUCAAUGAAAUAAUAUUACCGAAAUUGAUUUAAUUAUUAUAUUAUCAUAUUAAAAGUCUAUUUAUAUGGUGGUCAUAAUGUGCGGUUCUUGAACGCAUCAUGGAGGGUUUAUGAUAUUUGAGCAUAGAUAUCGAAAGUCAUGGAACACUCAAAUUUGAUUCGCUAAUUUUUGUUUCUGUGCUUGGCUUCGUUUAAGUACCUAAUUUUUAUUUAUAAAAUUGAAAAUUAUAAUUGUUACGAUAUUAAGUAUAAUAUUACAAAGUAUACAGUAGGUAUAGAUAAUAUAUUUUUUCAUUGCAUGUUUGCUACUUUGUACAAAAUUAUACCAAAAAUAAUUUAUUGUAAUCAUCGCCAAAUGUCGUCGCACAUGGGCUCAACAAUAACUGCGGUUCAUAAGUAUUUAGAUAAUCAAAGUAACAUAGUGCCCCAUAGACCAAUAGUCACGGUGAUAUUGUAAGGCUUGGUCAACUUUCAACGAACAAUUUUUUUUUUCAAUCGCCCUGUAAUAGCCUGAACAUAAUAUGGUCGGAUUUGGUACGGCUGGACAAUCAGACGUUACGGUGGGCGGCUGGCACCAAUUAUUCCGUUAUCGUACUCGGUACGGUGCGGACAGUCAUGAAUGUGAAAAUUGUGUGAUAGACAAUGCGACAUACCAUGGAAAAUGUUUUCGCUACCAGACCGUGUCCGAUGGUUCGGUCGCACCAAAUCCGAUCAUGUGCUUAAGCUAUAACGCAUACUCUAAAUAUCUUUUUUUCCACGGCUUGUCACCGAAUUCGAAUAACAAAUGUUAUAUUACCACAGAGCAUAUUAAAUUCUCUGGCAGUCGUGUGUGGGCGUUCACGUUGAAAAGGUACUGUGCCGCGACAUUUGACGAAUAAAAUUAUAUUUAAUUAAGUUUUAUCAAUAAUUAAUAAUACUGUAUAUAAAUAUAAUUAUAAGUUAAUAAUUAAGUAUUAUCAAGUGUAUUGUUAAAAAUACCCAAAGGUUUUCAAGUGCCUAAAUUGUUUUGUACUUAAUAAAGUUUUACUCGUGAAAUAAAGUUUUAGAUUGAAACAA
Messenger RNA from Leptidea sinapis, 3769 nucleotides. RefSeq lists its product as uncharacterized. The transcript is spliced from 4 exons. Bases 225 to 1823 code for a protein of 532 amino acids. Lineage: Eukaryota; Metazoa; Arthropoda; Insecta; Lepidoptera; Pieridae. The record is from RefSeq and is a predicted model, not a curated record.